AUGGAAGAGAGAAUUGAAACGGUUUCGAUCUCAGCAGUGAAUACAACGCAGUUUCAACGUUUCUGUGAUCAUGUCAACACUUCCCUAGUGUCUUUGCCAUAUAACGGACACAUACCAAAACACGACAUUGAUUUCUAUCAUUGGAAUGCCGACGCUGCUGAAAUUAAUCACCAACAACGAAAAGACAUUAAUAUAUAUCUGAAUCGCCACCUUAAACCCAAACUUCCUGAAGGAGUAAUUAUUUUCGAUGUUUCUAGUAAAAGAGAUCUUCUUAAUAUAACCAAGAAUCCGCUCUUUCCGUUUAACGUCCGCGGUGGAACUAAUCUUAUAUUGGUUGAGAAAGCCGCUGUUGAGACUGGACUUAUUCAAGCAGGAAUACGUGCAAUUAUAGUAUUGAAGAAGAACGUGCAAGACAAUCAUUCCAAACAAGCUAUUUUCGAAAUGCUUAUAGCAGAUCUUUGUGUAUCCGAUGAAAUUAGAGUCAUUGGAGUAUUGACAGACCUGGUAAAUACAUGGAACUUUUACUGGAUAGAAAAGGAAAGAACAAUUAAAUCGAUGCAUUUGUCGCAUCGUGGGAAAGCGCUUGAUUUAAUUGGCCAGCUAGCGAGCACCACUCAGAAAAGAGAGUCAAAAAAUCCAACUAUCGGAAGAAAUAUAGUGUAUCGUGAGAAAGUUAAAUACGCUUUUCCCGUAAAGAAUGACUAUGACAAUGAUAUAGCCCGAAUAGAGGAUCUUUAUGACGAUAUGAGUAUGGAAGAGAUACGAGAAUAUGAAAUGCGCAAAAUAAUUAGUAGUAUAAUCCAAGGUAAUCCAAUAUUUUCGGAUUUGUUUGAUAAUAGCAGUCAGAUAAAUUGCUUGUUGUGA
Molecule: messenger RNA, 864 nt
Organism: Paraglomus occultum
Lineage: Eukaryota; Fungi; Glomeromycota; Glomeromycetes; Paraglomerales; Paraglomeraceae
Source: the annotation of a GenBank genome assembly